Molecule: messenger RNA, 663 nt
Organism: Ostreococcus lucimarinus CCE9901
Lineage: Eukaryota; Viridiplantae; Chlorophyta; Mamiellophyceae; Mamiellales; Bathycoccaceae
Exons: 1
Biological process (GO): protein transport
Cellular component (GO): recycling endosome membrane; trans-Golgi network membrane
Source: RefSeq, a predicted model, not a curated record
UUGGAGGUUCGCGAGCGGUCGGCGCGAAGCGGAGGGGGAGGGAAGACGCCGAACUGGCCGUUCUCGUUCUGGGCGUUCACGUACCACAACAUCUCCGACGAGAUUCAUCCGCAGCACCGAUCGUGCGUGAAGUUCUGUUACACGGUGUACUGCGUCUUCGCGCUCGCCCUCGUGAGCAACUUUUUCGUGGCCAUGGCGCGCAUGUUCUUGCACAUGGACUUCGCGGCGUUUCUCAUGGCGUUCAUAUACAUGGUGUGUGGCAUCCCCGGUGCCUACAUGUUGUGGUACAGACGAGUUUAUAAUUCGUGCAAAACCGACCGCGCGUUCGGGUUCCUUUGGUUCUUCUUGAUGUUCAUGGUGCACAUCGGAUUCGUCUUCUUCGCCACCCUGGCGCCGCCGAACAUGUUCGGCGCGCAGAAAUGGUCGCUGUGCGGAAUAUUGAAUCUCAACGAAGCGCUGCAAGGCAACAAGACCAUUGGCGUCAUGCACACCAUCGUCAUGCUGCUGUUCGCGGCGGACUCCGUCUUGUCCGUCUUGGCUAUUCGCUGGGUGUACAGCUCGUUCCGCAGCGGCGGGCACACGCUCGAGCAGGCGCGCGCCGAGGCGUAUCGGGAGGGGAUCGCCGCCGCCACAACGGGCGGCAUCGGCUCGGCUGCGGUCUAG